Molecule: messenger RNA, 1094 nt
Organism: Corythoichthys intestinalis (scribbled pipefish)
Lineage: Eukaryota; Metazoa; Chordata; Actinopteri; Syngnathiformes; Syngnathidae
Gene: crhb
Product: corticotropin releasing hormone b
Exons: 4
Coding region: 352-825 (157 amino acids)
Cellular component (GO): extracellular region
Molecular function (GO): hormone activity
Source: RefSeq, a predicted model, not a curated record
CACGCAUCUUAGCGUUUGGUCAGGCCACUCAUGUGACGUGCUGCACCUCAUCCCUGACCCCCCACACGGGCAUUCCUUUUGUGAAACACUUGUGUCCGGGGCUGCCUGCUAUGAGCAGUCCCGUUUGGGUCCUUGCUUGUGGGUGAGGCUGAGCCAGUGAUUAGAGCAAGAGAGAGUUCACUGCUAGUCUGCGGCACACAGGGUAUCCACCAGCACCACCACACGACUGCACUCGUGGGGGGAAAACAAGGAGGACGGCGGGCAUCGCGCCAAGCAUACCCGGCAAGCAACACACCAUCACCGAAUUGGAUCUCCUGUGCACUUAGUGAAGAUUUUUUGUUCGCGCCUGACAUGAAGCUCAAUUUCCUCGCGACCACCGUGAUUCUGCUCGUUGCCUUCCUACCGCGCCGCGAAUGUCGGGCUAUUGAGAGCCCCGCCGGAGCCUUGCAAAGCCCCAACGCUCAGCAGUUGGAGCAACUACAACAGCAACACAGGUCGGGUCCCAUCCUGGAGCGCCUCGGGGAGGAGUACUUCAUCCGACUGGGCAACGGAGACCCCAACUCUUUCCCCCCUUCGUCCAUGUACCCCCUAGGAGCCGCGGGGCUCUUGAACCGCGCGCUGCAGCUGCAGCUGACUCGCCGGCUUUUGCAAGGCGGCUUUCGACAUGACGACUCGGCGGAGAGGGGACGUCGGUCCGAAGACCCGCCCAUCUCCUUGGACCUCACCUUCCACCUGCUGCGGGAGAUGAUGGAGAUGUCCAAGGCGGAGCAGUUGGCCCAGCAAGCCCAGAACAACAGAAGAAUGAUGGAGCUCUUCGGCAAGUGAAGACCAAAGACCCUGAAAUCCACCCUUAAAAAAAAAACUAUUUAUUUUUGUUGCUUUAUGAUUUACAGCUCAAAUGGAUGUUAAAUUAUGAAAAAAAAAAACUUUGUAUCCCAAGAAAAAAAAAUGCUUUUCCCCCCUGUACAUAUGACAUUUUUUGUUUGUUAAUAAACUGAUGUGCAAGCAGUCAUGUGCAGGAGAACAUUAUAUAUUUAAACAUAUAUUUUCUAAUAAAAAAAAAAACAACGACAAAGGCACGGAUCUACAUUUCU